Capronia epimyces CBS 606.96 is the source of this 1167-nucleotide messenger RNA. RefSeq lists its product as uncharacterized. Gene Ontology annotation, cellular component: 90S preribosome. Lineage: Eukaryota; Fungi; Ascomycota; Eurotiomycetes; Chaetothyriales; Herpotrichiellaceae. The record is from RefSeq and is a predicted model, not a curated record. The coding region runs from base 1 to 1167 and encodes 388 amino acids. The transcript is spliced from 2 exons.
AUGGCUGUUACAACUCAGUCGACGGCGAAAACGACGACGGUCUCGGCCACACGCCCCAAAGGCACGCCGUACCAGUUGGACCCUGACCAGACCCUCAAAGCCUCCCGAGCCCUUCUACAACACGUACAAGCCGAGACCAAGCGCAUACAGGAAGCGUCAUCCAAGACAAGCCUUCUCGCUGCGGAAACAUCUGACCCCGAUGACGACGUAGCCGGCGAUGGAGAGGCUCCCAUAUGGCUUACCUUGACCACGAAGCAGCAUAUUGUCGACCAGACUCGGUUAAAGCCGAGCAAGAUAUCAGUCCCACACUCGCUUAACACAUCUCCCGACUUGCGGAUAUGUUUGAUUACCACAGAUCCUCAGCGCGCGGUGAAAAAUGUGGUCGCUGACCCUGCAUUCCCGGCGCCUCUCAAAUCCCGUAUCACCCGAGUCAUUGGGUUCUCGAAAUUGAAGUCCAGAUACAAGACGUUUGAGCAGAGAAGGCAGUUGCUGGCGGAACAUGACAUCUUCCUCGCUGAUGACCGCAUUAUCACUCGGUUACCUGCCGUCAUGGGCAAGGUGUUCUAUAAAGGAACUGCCAAGCGGCCCAUACCCAUAUCAAUCGCAAAGCCUCAAAAAGGCAAGAAAGAGACAUCACAAAAAUCCACCAAAACCGAAGGAUCUGCUCCGCCCACCUCUCCAGCUGCGUUGGCAAAGGAGAUUGAGAAAGCCAUCGACGCUGUUCCGGUUAGCCUUAGACCAGGGACGUUGGUAGCCGUGCGCGUCGGCCUCGUUUCUUUCCAACCUGAACAGCUAGCGGACAACAUCGCUGCAGUCGUGCAAAAUGUGAUUGACAAGCACGUUGUCAAGGGGUGGAGAAACGUCAGAGGGAUUCAUAUCAAGGGCCAAUCUUCCGUGGCUGUACCAAUCUGGCUAGCUGAUGAGCUCUGGACUGAGACUGAUGAUAUUGCCGUUAACAAUGCUGACAACGACGGAGUUGAUGAUGAUCAGGGGCAGAAGCGAAAGAGAAAUCCUGAAAGCACAAAGGGUCCUCAGGUCGGUUCCCGCAAGAAGACGAAAGUUGGAGAAGGAAAGGAUGAUAAGGCGGCGGUAGAGCGUGGGCUCGUGGAAGCCAGAAAAAGCAAACUUGCAGCCCAGAAAGCCCGUAUUUUUGGAGAGGAAGUGUAA